Messenger RNA from Colletotrichum phormii, 600 nucleotides. Its product is annotated as UVI-1 protein. The transcript is spliced from 3 exons. Bases 1 to 600 code for a protein of 199 amino acids. The record is from RefSeq and is a predicted model, not a curated record. Lineage: Eukaryota; Fungi; Ascomycota; Sordariomycetes; Glomerellales; Glomerellaceae.
AUGCAGUUCUCCAUCCUCAAGCUCGCCGUCGCUGCCCUGGCCAUCUGCAGCGACUCUGUUCUCGGCCAAACGACCCCAGCCCAGGUCGUCCAAAACAUCGACAUGGUCACCAAAAAGUCCAACGAUCUCAUUGCCCCCGCGCAAAAGAUCUCUCUCCUGAAUGGGCCGCUGAUCAUCGUCGGCCUUGGACCUUACCCAGUAACUAAUCCCUUUCUUCCCUGUGACAAAAAAACAAUCAUCACGGGCUUCGUAGACAUUGUCAGCACCGUCACCACGGCCCUCGCCCAGAUGCAGGGGAUGCCUCCCGUCCCAGCCGGCCCCCAGUCCGAUGCCAUAUUUGAGGCGUUCCGCGAGUUUGUGCGCAUUCAUCAGAUGCUUCUCAACGUCCUCAUCGGAAAAGCCGGUCUCUUUUCGACUGUUCCCUUUAUCGGUGCGCCCAUCGCUGCCGUCCUCAGGCAGGUGGAAAAUAUCGUCGAUACCGUCGCCUUUGCCCUCAUCGAUGCCGUGCAGAGCAGAGCCACCGAUCUCCAGGUACAGGCCGGCAUGCUCACCGGAACCAUCACCACCACGAUCGACCGCUACCAAGGCCUUCAACUUUGA